Messenger RNA from Mizuhopecten yessoensis (Yesso scallop), 1890 nucleotides. RefSeq names its product L-methionine gamma-lyase-like. Gene Ontology annotation, cellular component: cytoplasm. Lineage: Eukaryota; Metazoa; Mollusca; Bivalvia; Pectinida; Pectinidae. Gene Ontology annotation, biological process: transsulfuration. Bases 236 to 1492 code for a protein of 418 amino acids. The transcript has 10 exons. Gene Ontology annotation, molecular function: carbon-sulfur lyase activity; pyridoxal phosphate binding. The record is from RefSeq and is a predicted model, not a curated record.
UGAUAAAUAAGUAUAAGGUAUCUAGUAUAAUCUUUCAAUAUGUACUUUACUUUGUCGAAACAUCAAUACACAUACGAACCGCCUGUCACAAGAGUGACAUUUAGGAUUGUAUAAUGGAGCACAAUGAUUUAGGAAGAGAUAACGACGUCCAUGUCCCAGUCGAGUCUCCGUACUCUGCUCACACCUGUCCACAGGAGAACCACCCUACGUCUCCUCGUCUAGACGCGAUCGUAUCAUGAGUCGGAAAUGGGAUCCACCAAAGUCUUCAUUCGACAAAGGAGUUGGUGGUCUGGCCCUUAAUGACGUCAGUGUUGACACGGUGGCUACAUCAGCGCGGUACGUGUUCGAAGAAGGCCCGCAAACAGAGCCACUGGUUCCUCCCAUCUAUCACUCCUCCACCUACAAACUCAAGAGUGUGGACGACUACCUAGAAAUACUAGAAAAGGGUGGCUACAUAUAUUCCCGCCUGAACAACUUCACGUCCGACAAUGUGCAAAGCGUGCUCAACAACCUCGAGAAAGGGGAGGGAACUCUGGUGUUCAACACGGGCAUGGCCAGUACAACAACGGCUUUGUUCGGAUUCCUCAAGUCGGGGGACCAUAUCGUGAUUAACAAUCCGUGCUACAGUGGUAUCUUUGACAUAGUCAAGAAUAUAUUUCCAAAGUUCAAUAUCGAGGUGACUUUUGUACAAGCAGGAUGUGACGUAGAUGAGUACCGGAAACACGUCAAAUCAAACACGAGGAUGUUGUAUGGAGAGACACCCUGUAACCCCACUAUGGCCAUCUUGGACCUUGCGGAAUUUGGCAAGCUGGGUAGGUCACUCGAAAACGUCAUCACGUUGGUCGACAGCACGUUUGCCGGUCCGUAUCUCCAGAGUCCGAUACAACAUGGAAUCGAUAUAUGUAUGCAGAGCUGCACAAAAUAUUUAGGCGGCCACAGCGAUUUAACCGCGGGAAGUUUAACAUUCAGAACGAAGCAUCUGUGGCAAGAAGCAAUACGCUACCAAACCACUUUCGGAAGUAGUCUGUCUCCGCAUGAUGCCAGUUUAUUGCUACGGGGCAUCAAAACACUGCCAAUACGAAUGGAACGUCACAGCUCUAACGGACAAAAGGUGGCGGAGUUCCUGGAGAAACAUCCUAAGAUCGAGUGGGUCAUGUACCCUGGUCUACCGUCACAUCCCCAGCACGCCGUGGCCAAGCAACAAAUGAAGAUGUUUGGGGGAAUGAUGUCGUUUGAGGUCAAAGGUGGAUUGGAAGGAGGCAGAACCCUAGUAGAGGGACUCCACGUCAUCAUUCUGGCAGUGUCACUUGGGGGCGUGGAGAGUCUCAUAGAACAUCCGGGCACUAUGACACACGGGCCAAUGUUGAUGAAUGACGAAGAUAGACGAAGUGGUGGGAUAUCUGACGGACUUGUGAGAUUAAGUGUUGGAUUGGAGGACCCUGAUGAUUUGAUUAGAGACCUGCAGCAAGCUUUAGAAAAAGUAGUAUGCUAGAUUUUAAAAAUCUCCAUAUAUUCUUUCUGAUACAUGUGAAAGUACGAAAUCCAUUUUCAUUAAUUUUCAGUAAUGUUAUUAAUAUUAAAUUGAUCUGGAAAUGGCUUCCUUCACACACCAGUGUAAAGAAGACGUAUUUUAUUUCAUGGAAGUAAGAGAAAUGUGUUUUAUGAUAUAAUAAUAGUUUGAUAAAGUUUAAUGACAGAUGUGUACAUUCUCUGCUUUCAUACGUAGUUGUAUUCUGAUUCUUUUGUUACAAGUUAGAUUAAGAGGGGCAGACAUGCGAUGCAUAAAUUGCAUGGUAUUUAAACAGUAACAAAUUAAAAAAGUAUGCAUGAAAAUUGCAGUAUUUAUUACAAUAAAUGUUUUAUAAUUUAAAAUAAAACGAAAUAAAUAUG